GAUAUUUCAUGUACCAAAGAUUUCCCUCACUUUUUGGACAUUGUUGACCAUAAAUAGAGCUUUCAAGUCCACACACAUCAAAUCUCCAAACCAGCCAUGAAGUACUCUUCCCCAUUAAUCCCUCUUUCUUUCUCUCUUGCCUUUGUCCUUCUAUCUUCAUCUCCAACAUGGGCUCACAAACAUGAAGUUACUCUUCCAUGUAUCUCCGAUCAUUCUCAAGAUAGUUACCCUAUUUCCAAAGUUGUUUACUCUCCAAUGGAUUCUACCUAUUUUUCUGUGUUGAAUUUCUCCAUUCGAAACCCUAGAUUCUCAACAAUUGACACUCCAAAGCCACUCCUCAUCAUAACACCGGCAAAUAUUUCCCAUAUUCAAGCUGCAGUCAUUUGCUCCAAAACGCAUGGCCUCGAAAUCCGAAUUCGAAGUGGCGGCCAUGACUACGAGGGUCUUUCAUACAUCUCCCACCUUCCAUUUAUAAUUGUAGACCUAAUCAAUCUCAGAUCCAUCACCAUUGACGUCAAACACGAAACUGCAUGGGUUCAGUCCGGAGCAACUCUUGGCGAAUUCUAUUAUAGAAUUGCUGAAAAAAGUCGAACCCUCGCGUUUCCGGCUGGUCUUUGCCCAACGGUCGGCGUUGGAGGGCAUUUUAGUGGCGGUGGUUAUGGGUUGAUGAUGAGAAAAUAUGGUCUUGCCGCUGAUAAUGUGAUUGACGCUUACUUAAUUGAUGCUAAUGGGAAAUUUCACGAUAGAGAGUCGAUGGGGGAGGAUCUGUUUUGGGCCAUUAGAGGGGGUGCUGGAGGGAGCUUCGGAAUCGUGGUGGCGUGGAAGGUGAAGCUGGUUCCAGUUCCCGCGACUGUAACGAGUUGCUCAAUUAACAGAACUUUGGAAAAAGAUGCAGUGAAGCUAAUCCAUCGGUGGCAAUAUGUGGCUCACAAAUUGGAUGAAAAUCUAUUCCUUGGCACCAUUUUGUCUGGUGGGGUUUUAAAUGUUUCCCAAGGAGGAGGCGAAACAAAUAAAAAUCCAAUAGCCUUAUUCUUCACUUUGUUUCUUGGGAAGGUAGAUGAACUUGUAAAAAUUUUAAAGACAAAUUUCCCAGAGUUGGUUUUGGCAAAGGAAGAUUGCAUAGAAUCGAGUUGGAUCGAAUCAGCUCUUGUAAAUGCAAAGUUGACAGGGUUUCCAGCAGACGAAUCCUUAGAAACUUUGCUCAAAAGAGAUCCUCUCACCAAAGCAAGCAUGAAAAUCAAAUCUGAUUAUGUCAAGGAACCCAUUUCCGAGACUGCAAUCGAGGGCAUAUGGGAAAGAUUGAAAACUCAAGAUAAACAAGGGAAAGUUUUUAUAUUUAUGCCUUAUGGAGGGAUAAUGAGUCAGAUUCCCGAGUCGGAAACUCCUUAUGCCCACAGAGCUAGAUAUCUGUACAAGAUUGGCUACAUUAUUCAGUGGGAAGAAAAAGGCGUUGAUGCGGAGAAAAUACACCUCGAUUGAAUACGAGAGCUUUAUGAUUACAUGACCCCUUUCGUUUCCAACUCUCCGAGGGCUGCAUAUCCCAAUUAUAGAGACCUCGACAUUGGAACCAACAACAAAUAUGGAAGGACCAGCUACAAGCGAGCAAGCGUUUGGGGAUUGAAGUAUUUUGGGAACAAUUUUAAAAGGUUGGUAGAUAUCAAGACCAAAGUUGAUACUUAUAAUUUCUUUAAGCAUGAGCAAAUCAUACCGACUCUCUAGCAGGCAUAAAUCUAUUUAUGUUUUGUGUACAUUAUAUGUAUUUUUCAGAACCAAUUUGAAUACAGUUUAAUGGUAAAGAUAUCA
Messenger RNA from Momordica charantia (bitter melon), 1803 nucleotides. Its product is annotated as berberine bridge enzyme-like 28. Gene Ontology annotation, molecular function: FAD binding. The record is from RefSeq and is a predicted model, not a curated record. NCBI's taxonomy places the organism in Eukaryota, Viridiplantae, Streptophyta, Magnoliopsida, Cucurbitales, Cucurbitaceae.